This is a messenger RNA of Mixia osmundae IAM 14324, 2258 nucleotides long. RefSeq lists its product as uncharacterized. Gene Ontology annotation, cellular component: endoplasmic reticulum. NCBI's taxonomy places the organism in Eukaryota, Fungi, Basidiomycota, Mixiomycetes, Mixiales, Mixiaceae. The coding region runs from base 349 to 2001 and encodes 550 amino acids. Gene Ontology annotation, molecular function: ubiquitin binding. The record is from RefSeq and is a predicted model, not a curated record. The transcript has 5 exons.
GCAGGAUGAUCCGCUGGCCAACGAUGUUGCAGAACACUACAAGACGAACGAGAAGGAUGCGAUACGGGUCUCCAAAGAAUGGACGAGACAGUAUGCUGUAUAGACCCAUCCUGACGCCUGUAUGAAUGUACCAGCACGACGAGCAUGACUCACUUGAGCUGCGAUCGACUGAUCCACCUGGCAUUGCACCAUUGAGGCAGACACACGCUUCAUCUGGUCCUACAAUCGCACCACAGAAGGGUAAGCCUGUCCUGCCACCCACGCACUUCCCUCCUGGCCUGGCUCGUCGCGACUCUUCUUCGGCUUUCGCGCUUGGCGUCGACCGGUGAUCGCCCGACUUGUCGAGCGAUGGAUGAUGCGCUGGCGCAAUCACUCUCGCCUGAGCAGCGCAACUCGCUCGAGCAAUUCCGCUCCAUCACGGCAACAGACAGCGUGCGCCAAUCUAUCGAACUGCUCAAUAGAUCAGAUUGGGCAGUCGAUAGAGCUAUCGAGUCCUUCUACGAGGCGCCAGAUGCAGCUCCGCAGGCUGGACCGAGCAGGAUGGAGCAGAUGGGUAUAGACGAUCAGCUCCCGCAGCGCGAUGGUCGGAGGAGGAGGCCGCCGCCCUCAUUUGCCAGCACUUUGGUCGGCUGGGCUCGUCAGAUGCUCGGAGGAUCGCUCAAUCUCGCAAUGGCGCCCCUCUCGCUCGUUUAUCAUCUCCUCUCCUCGACGCUCGCAUUCCUAGCGAGGUUUCUCAGACUACGACCGAAUUUGCCUUCUCUGACGCUGAGACCGUUUGGCACUUCGGGCCAGCACCGUCUCACCGAUCCGGUCUCUUGCGCCGAGAGGCUCGUCCGCUUACUCGAAGAGCAAUCUGGCGCAACCUGUCGCACCCUUCAAGGCGUGCCUCUCGAACCAUCAGGCUCAGCAUCGGCUGUAGGGUCCUCGGCAACAGCGAGCUCGAGUCGCAGCACCAGUCGCAGGCGGCUCUCUGAUCCUGCUCGGCCCGUUCUGCCCGAUUUCGCAAUAACGAGCUAUACGAGCGCCGUCAAGGCUGCGCAGCAAGACAUUCGCGUGCUCAUGGUCAUCCUCAUUAGUACAGAGCAUCAGAAUAACGACGAAUUCGUUAAGACGGUUCUGCCUGAUCCUGAUCUUCGCCGAGCUCUGCGACAAUAUCAGAUUGCGAGCUGGAUCGGAAGCAUACAAGAUCGUGACGCCUACCAAUGCGCAAUGACUCUGCACGCAACGACGUAUCCUUGCAUCGCCUUUGUUGCCUUGCAGCCCGUACGCGAGCCCAACGUGUCAUCGAGAACGAGCACGUCCGCCAUGAGCGUCAUUUCUCGAUUAUCAGGCCCGCCAGGCACGCUUACAUCUGCCAACGCCAUCACGACACACAUAACGAACACACUCAUCCCGCGCACGGAUGCCUAUCUCACCCGUCUGCGCGGAGAGAAGCGACAGCGCGAGGAGGAGCGCAAACUGCGUGCCGAGCAAGACAGAGCCUAUGAGGAAGCUGGCAGGAGGGACCGCGAGCGCGUACAGGCCAAGCAAGCCGAACUCAACGCAACCAAACAGAGAGAGACUGCAGCUCUGCAAGCUGCGACGGCCGCGGCCACGCUUGCGGCUAAUCAGGAAGCUUGGCGAGUCUAUGCAAAGCAUCACCUCAUACCGCCAGAACCGACAACAGAUGCAGAUACUGCUCGCAUUAGCGUCAGACUGGCUGACGGCAGGCGCAUCGUUCGCAAAUUUGCAGCCAGCGCAACUUUACAAAAUCUAUAUGCUUGGGUCGAAUGUGAAGCUGCACAGGUCACAGGCGAGCCAGGUAGCAUGCAGCCAACAGACUAUGUCCACACACCGCCUUUCAGUCUAGCUUGCACAUUCCCACGCAAAGUCGUGCCGUAUCAAGGCGGCUCAGAGGUCACGUUGCGACAGUUUGGCGAUCUGAUGCCUUCUGGCUCACUCGUCGUCGAGGGCUGGGUUGAUGCGAGCGCAAACGACAGCAGCAGCGAAGAGGAUGAAUAGUACAACAAUGCAUCGUCCUCUCUCGCACUACCUCAUGGUGGCAGACCACUGAGGAGAAGGGAGGAUUAGCUAUGAAGUGUAUAGGAUGCGAGGACUUGCCAUUGCUCUGCGAUACGUUCGUCGGUCUUGUAAGUCGACCAGCCAUAACCGGUGCUGACAAACGAGCCCGGAUUGAAGACGUGACACCGCCCUUCUUCGCCGUCUGGCCCCAAGUCGUACGUGAUCUCGUAUGGUGAGUAUUUGUCUGCCAGUACAAG